CGCAUGAACUCUGAGAGAGAGAGAGACUUCAUUCACGCUAAGGCACUCACUCCUUCUUUUUUAGAACGUGGUGUCCAUUCAAGCACUUUGACAGUAGACUUUUAUUUAGCGUAAACACUCUCCCAACCCACAUGGAUGACAUGCAUCAUACAGAUAAAGUAUCAUUGUCCAUGGAUAACCUCAAACCGAAAAAGAAUUAGCUCAAAGAAUCUUAUCUUGUCCUCUUCCUCCAUCACCACCUUUUCCCCUUACCCCCCCUCUCUCACAAAAAUGCAACAAAGUGAUCAAUUCGACACCGUCAAAGGUGAUGACGUUGAAGCAAGAGCGGGCUCAAACGAAAAGCAACAUCAAUCUGAUGGCUUAGACACAACAGAUGGCUUAGAUGCAACAGCGACUAACAAUAGCGAAAGACAAUCAAAAGAUGCAACCGAACAAAAAGAUACCACACCUCCUGCUCCCAAUCCACUCAUGUCACCAAGCGCAUUCCCGGAAGGUGGAAAAGAUGCUUGGCUUUGCGUUUUAGGUGGCUGCUUAGCCUUUACAGCUGGUGUUGGAUUCAUUAAUUCUUUCUCUGUUUUCCAAGCAUAUUAUCGUUCAAAAACAUUACCCGGUCAUAGCGAUGAUGAUAUCGCGUGGAUCGGUAGUAUUCAACUUUGGGGCGCUUUCUUCUUUGGUUUACCGGCCGGUAAGAUGAGCGAUAAGUUCGGUCCAAAGAUACCUCUCGCCAUAGGUACAUUUUUCAUCGUCUUUGGUACAAUGAUGGCUUCCAUCUCAAAAUCCUAUUAUCAAUUCAUCCUAUCGCAGGGACUAUGCUCUUGCAUUGGUUACGGUCUCUGCUUCACGCCCGCCCUUUCUGUACCAUCGACUUGGUUCUUGAAAAAGAGAGGUUUGGCAAUCGGUCUCGUAGUCUCAGGAACGAGUGUUGGUGGUGUUAUUUGGCCUAUUGCAAUCAACCGAAUGUUAAACUUUGAUGGCGUCUCACUCGGUUGGACUUUACGUAUGGUCGGUUUCCUUCAAUUAGCUCUCAUGGUGGCUGCUACGUUCUUAAUUAAAUCUCGCCUACCUAGAAACUUGCUCAAAGAUCCUCCACCAAUUACCAAAUUCCUCACAGACAGAACUACUAUGAUCUUCGUCUCUGGGGGUAUUGUGAUGUUCUUUGGUCUCUACGUUCCUUAUUUCUACAUUACACCUUAUGGAAUCCGUUGGGGCGCAUCACCUGGUGCAGCUUUCUACUAUCCAGCAAUCAUGAACGGAGUUUCAUUCUUUGGUCGUUUCAUUAUUGGUAUCCUAGCAGACCGCAAAUUGGGCUUUUUUAACAGUUUGGCAAUUUUUGAUCUUUGUACUGCAAUCAUUGCAUUUGCUUGGAUCGCAGCAAGAGGAAAUGCAGGAAAUAUCGUUUUCAGUUGCUUUUACGGAUUCUUUUCUGGAAGUUUACAAUCCCUUCUUUC
Meira miltonrushii is the source of this 1448-nucleotide messenger RNA. Its product is annotated as MFS general substrate transporter. The transcript is spliced from 2 exons. Gene Ontology annotation, molecular function: transmembrane transporter activity. The annotation marks the transcript as partial. Gene Ontology annotation, biological process: transmembrane transport. The record is from RefSeq and is a predicted model, not a curated record. NCBI's taxonomy places the organism in Eukaryota, Fungi, Basidiomycota, Exobasidiomycetes, Exobasidiales, Brachybasidiaceae. Gene Ontology annotation, cellular component: fungal-type vacuole membrane.